ACGAUGAGCAUUUCGUGGAAGAUGGACCUGGUAAGCGUAUAAAUCUGCGGAUCAUCUCCGGUCUUGAGAAACUGCUACCUCUGAAUCAAAAUAUAAGACUUUUUUUAGAUUAAACUAGUUUUAAGAGAACAUUUUGUAUUUUGAUACCGAGGAGUACUAAAUUACCGGAGAUUUGGAGCGUCACCCGAGAUUUGCUCUGAACCUGGAUGUAAUAUAAGCAUGGGCAGGAAGCUUCCGCUGUGACCUGCGUUGGCCUCUGGUUUGUUCACUGCCGCCUACAUACAAUAACGUGCCGUAGUGCCGUUCAGUCCCAUCGGCCACUAAGCACAUCAGUCAGCACCGCAGAACGGCGAUGGGGACAGAGAAGCACGCAAUGGGCUCUGUGGCCGUCGUGGCGGUGCCGUUCCCGGCGCAGGGCCACCUCAACCAGCUGCUGCACCUGUCGCUGCAGCUCGCGUCGCGAGGCCUGGACGUGCACUACGCCGCGCCCGCGCAGCACAUCCGGCAGGCGCGCGCGCGCGUGCACGGCUGGGCCGACGAGGCGCUCCGGUCCGUCCAGUUCCACGACCUCGGCAUCGCCGGCUACGUCUCCCCGCCUCCGGACCCCGCCGCCGACUCGCCCUUCCCCUCCCACCUCAUUCCCAUGUUCAACGCCUACAUCGCCGGCGCGCGCGCUCCGCUCGCGGCCCUCCUCGACAAGCUCUCCGGCUCCUGCCGCCGCGUAGUCGUGGUGCACGACCGCAUCAACGCCUUCGCCUCCGAGGAGGCGGCGCGGCUGCCCAACGGCGAGGCGUUCGGGCUGCACUGCCUGGCCUUGUCGAUGCUUCUUGGAAGGAUGGACGCCAGCCACCGGCUGCUGCGUGACAACGGCCUGGUCUUCACCCCCGUCGAGCACUGCGCGACCAAGGAGUUCCUCGAGUGCGCCAACCGGGCCAGGCCGUCGAAAGAGAUCUCGCCUGGCGCCGGCAUCCUGGCGAACACAUGCCGCGCUCUCGAGGGUGAUUUCAUCGACGCUGUCGCUGGCCACCUGGCCGCCGACGGCAAGAAGCUCUUCGCCGUCGGGCCGUUAAACCCGCUGCUCCACGCCAGCGCGUCGGGGCAGGGCAAGCAGCGGCACGAGUGCCUGAACUGGCUCGACAAGCAGCCCCCGGCGUCGGUGCUAUACGUGUCCUUCGGCACCACGUCGUCUCUGCGCGACGAGCAAAUCGAGGAGCUCGCAGCAGCGCUCCGCGGCAGCAGACAACGGUUCAUCUGGGUGCUGCGCGACGCCGACCGCGGCGACAUAUUCGCGGAGGCCGGCGAGAGCCGCCACGAGAAGAUGCUGCCAGAGUUCACCAAGGACACCCAAGGGACGGGGCUGGUGAUCACCGGGUGGGCGCCGCAGCUGGAGAUCCUGGCGCACAGCGCCACGGCGGCGUUCAUGAGUCACUGCGGCUGGAACUCGACCAUGGAGAGCCUGAGCCACGGCCAGCCGAUUCUCGCCUGGCCCAUGCACUGCGACCAGCCGUGGGACGCGGAGCUUGUCUGCAACUACCUCAAGGCCGGCAUCCUGGUGCGUCCAUGGGAGAAGCACAGUGAGGUGAUCACGGCGAAGGCCAUCCAGGAAGUAAUCGAGGAGGCCAUGCUCUCUGACAAAGGAAUGGCCGUGCGGCAAGGGGCGAGAGUGAUCGGGGAUGCCGUCCGCGCUUCCAUGGAGGACGGCGGUUCGUCGCGCAAGGACCUAGAUGAUUUCACUGCUUACAUCACAAGGUGAUCGACAAAAUGCCGUGAUGCCGAGUACCAUGUGGGACGAGCCCUUUGAUGCUGAUUCAGUUCAGCCAGUGUAUUUUAUUUUACUUUUUGCGGGGGAGCCAGUGUAUUUAAAGCUAGAUUUUUCACUGCAAAAACACUAGAUUAUGC
Triticum aestivum (bread wheat) is the source of this 1899-nucleotide messenger RNA. RefSeq names its product cis-zeatin O-glucosyltransferase 2. NCBI's taxonomy places the organism in Eukaryota, Viridiplantae, Streptophyta, Magnoliopsida, Poales, Poaceae. The transcript has a single exon. Bases 353 to 1753 code for a protein of 466 amino acids. Gene Ontology annotation, molecular function: UDP-glycosyltransferase activity. The record is from RefSeq and is a predicted model, not a curated record.